Molecule: messenger RNA, 1422 nt
Organism: Nerophis ophidion (straightnose pipefish)
Lineage: Eukaryota; Metazoa; Chordata; Actinopteri; Syngnathiformes; Syngnathidae
Product: tropomyosin alpha-1 chain-like
Exons: 9
Coding region: 125-979 (284 amino acids)
Biological process (GO): actin filament organization; cardiac muscle contraction
Cellular component (GO): actin filament
Molecular function (GO): actin filament binding
Source: RefSeq, a predicted model, not a curated record
UUUGACUCACCACAGCUUGCAGCGAGCUUGCACUCCAGCUUGGCAUCCACAGUGGUUCAGACGCUCGCGCCUAUAGCUCAGUUUUGAUUGAUACACACAAAAGCACACAGAAACUUAAGUAGCCAUGGAUGCCAUCAAGAAGAAGAUGCAGAUGCUGAAGCUGGACAAGGAGAAUGGUUUGGACAGAGCUGAGCAGGCCGAGUCAGACAAGAAGGCAGCUGAGGACAGGAGCAAGCAGCUUGAGGAUGACCUGCUGGCGCUGCAGAAGAAGCUAAAGUCCACUGAGGAUGAAUUGGACAAGUACUCCGAAGCCCUGAAGGAUGCCCAGGAGAAACUGGAGCUGGCUGAGAAGAAAGCCACAGAUGCUGAGGGCGAUGUCGCCUCCCUAAACAGACGCAUCCAGCUGGUUGAGGAGGAGUUGGACCGUGCUCAGGAGCGUCUGGCCACAGCUCUGACCAAGCUGGAGGAGGCUGAGAAGGCAGCAGAUGAGAGCGAGAGAGGCAUGAAGGUUAUUGAGAACAGGGCGAUGAAGGACGAGGAGAAGAUGGAGCUGCAGGAGAUCCAGUUGAAGGAGGCCAAGCACAUUGCUGAGGAGGCUGAUCGCAAAUACGAGGAGGUGGCCCGUAAGCUUGUGAUCAUUGAGAGCGAUUUGGAACGUACAGAGGAGCGCGCCGAGCUGUCUGAGAGUAAAUGCGGUGAGCUUGAGGAGGAGUUAAAGACCGUGCAGAACAACCUAAAGUCUCUGGAGGCUCAGGCUGAGAAGUACUCGCAGAAGGAGGACAAGUACGAAGAAGAGAUCAAGGUUCUUACAGACAAGCUGAAGGAGGCUGAAACUCGUGCUGAGUUUGCUGAGAGAUCAGUUGCCAAACUUGAGAAGACCAUUGAUGACCUAGAGGAUAAACUUGCUCGUGCAAAAGAAGACAACGUGAGCGUAAAGCGGAUGCUGGAUCAGACUCUAAUGGAGAUAUGUAACAUUUGACCCAGCUGUACUCCUCUCCUCAAUGUGACUGACUCUGGGACACCAUGGCUGCAGUACACAAAAUGUGUGUCUCCUCCCUGACCUCAUGAAACUAUGUUACGCACUGGCAGCAUUCACUGUAUCGUCUUUAUUUGAGAGAAUAAGCACUUUUUUUUACAGUGCACAAAUAUUUCACAUAUUCAUUAAGCCAAGGUUAUAAAGGAGUUUUUAUUGCGGAUUUUUGUUAAGUUGCUUGUUAGUCUUUAAUUACGGUUGUUAUUUUGUAAUUGAUACGGUGACAUUGAUGUUUUCACUUUGUAUUAACACAUUUGUAGGAAAUAUUUGCACAUUGAACUUGUUUUUUUAUUUUUUGUGUUAUUGUUUUUCCCUUUUAAGUUAUUUUGAGUUUUGUCUGUCAUUUUAUCAUGGAAAUGUUAAUCCUUAAUAAAUUGGUAAACCAACUG